GUGGGUUAUGGCGGGCUUGCCGCUGCUUUUCAUUGUCAAGUUCAAGGCGUUCUCCGCUUCAGUGAGAAGACGUUUUCCUGACGCCCGGCCCGCAUUGGGCAGUACUCGCCUUGCCAAUGGCAACAGCAGAUGUCACGACAGAACGUUCCUGUAGGGGGGAUUUGAAGUUUUGGCUGCUAGCGAGAAUUCUUCACAAGGCACUUGAGUAGUUGCUUGCAAGAAAGAAGUGAAGUGGGGGAAGAACAGGGGAAGAACACGAAGUGUCCUAUUAGUUUGUGCAUUUACUGCGCUAGAAACAAUAGCAACCACCAGCCUUCGACAGCCGGGCUGAUCCACGAAGUCAGCAUGUCAGUGGCGGUUUCUCUGGUCAGCGCCCAGGCCGGGGGAAGGGCGUUGAGUUAUCGGUGUAUUCCGGCAGGACCUGGGAGUAACAUGCGAGGAAUUUCAGGUCAAGCGCUUUUCGCCGCCCCAUCCGCGCAUCGCCUCCAACAACGGGCAGAGCAUCGACGAUUUGAGCUUUGUGCGGGAUAUGGCGGUGUGGUGAGGGCGGAGGAGCAGGGGGAGCGGCCCAGUCAGCACAACGUGGUUACUGUCCAUGUCAACGACGACGACCUGACCUUCACAUCCGACGCACCCGCGCAUGCCAUCCUGGCGCACCUGGAGGUCAUCGCCGGACCGGGCAUCCUUGUGCGAGCCGGCGACUUUUACUCUCCACUCAAAGACGAAAAGGUGCCAGCUGGAGACUAUGCGUUCAGAACAGGUGAGUCGAAGGCCGUUGUCGGCACAAGGGAGCAGGCCGCAGUCUCGCAGGAACUGCAGGCGAUGAGAGCAGAGAUUGCCAAGAUGGCAUCCGAGGCCCCUUCGUUGGGGGAGUUGUGGAAGAACUGGGUGGUGGUAGGCGGCUAUUUUCCGGCCACAUGGGGACCCCCGGCUUUGAGGGUAGUAGGCACGAUUUUAGAAAAAGAUCUAGAUUUCUUGGAUUCCGUUCUUGGCGCCGCGAAGGAUUCUUUGGGUCCCUUCGUGGUGGUUAGAUAGACUGCGAAGAAAUCUUGCGGAGGGCUCGGUUGAAGGAUGGAGCUGGCGAUUGAAGCAAGAGGAGGACGAAGGUGGAGUCCGGGAGGUAGAGGAAGCAUGUUUUCUGUCCGCGUUACAGUAUUUACAUUGCGAUUGAGAAAUGGCACCAUGUUGUCUUGAGUCCCAUAUUUGGAUGUAAGAUGGAUUAGAGCGCUUAGUUUCAAACAAGUAAUCCAAGCAUGUCGAUUCUCUAUUUGCGUUGCAAGACAAUGGGAAGGUUCUGACGAGUGCGGCACCGCGCAUGUUACGAGACGGCUUCACACCAUGUAACCAAUCACCAACUCUACUCGAAGUGUGUGGCG
This is a messenger RNA of Klebsormidium nitens, 1376 nucleotides long. The record is from the annotation of a GenBank genome assembly. Lineage: Eukaryota; Viridiplantae; Streptophyta; Klebsormidiophyceae; Klebsormidiales; Klebsormidiaceae.